Messenger RNA from Besnoitia besnoiti, 3966 nucleotides. RefSeq lists its product as uncharacterized. Bases 1 to 3966 code for a protein of 1321 amino acids. Gene Ontology annotation, biological process: maturation of SSU-rRNA from tricistronic rRNA transcript (SSU-rRNA, 5.8S rRNA, LSU-rRNA). NCBI's taxonomy places the organism in Eukaryota, Apicomplexa, Conoidasida, Eucoccidiorida, Sarcocystidae. Gene Ontology annotation, cellular component: nucleolus; small-subunit processome. Gene Ontology annotation, molecular function: U3 snoRNA binding; rRNA binding. The record is from RefSeq and is a predicted model, not a curated record. The transcript is spliced from 7 exons.
AUGGGUCGCGCGUCGCGCUUCGGCGGCGGCAACCGCCGCAAGAGUGCCGGCAAGGCGAAAAAGAAGGGCAAGAAGCAGGGAAGGAAGCUCGACGCCGAGGAUCUAUACUACGCGCGGCUGGCAGAGGAGGCGCAUGUAGAGGAAGAACGAAAAGCGAAGAAAAAGGCGGAAAAGGCUGCGAAGAAGAAGGCAAAACGCGGCGGCGAGGCGCGCGGUGACGAAGACCUUGCAGAGGACUUUGUCUUUCCGCAGUUUGAGGACCGCAGUGGCGUCGAGAAGAAGAAAGGCCAAGGGUACUUCAGGCAGCUGAACGAAGACGGGAGGAAAAAGAAAACGAACUCUUUCUCGCGUCUCCUGAACGCCUUCAAGAGUCCAGCCCUCCCCCGGCCGGGCGGCAAGACCAAUCAGACAGCCAGCGCGGCAGCAAACAAGAAAAGCGACUUCGAAUCCAAUCACGAGGAGACCUAUGAAGAAGAGGAGGGCGCAGAAGAAGGCGAAGGUGAAAAUGAGGUAGCUAACGAAGAAGAGGGGGAGGAAAACGAGCAAGAAGAGGUAGAGGAGGAGGAAGAAGAGGGGGAUGAAGGAGAAGAAGCGGGAGAGGAGGAGGAAGAAGAGGGGGAUGAAGGAGAAGAAGCGGGAGAGGAGGAGGAAGAAGAGGGAGAGGAAGGAGAAGAAGCGGCAGAGGAAAGCGACGAAGGGGAGGAAGAAGGAGACGGAGAAGAGGGAGAGGGAGAGGAAGGCGAAGACGAGGAGGAAGCCGCCCAGAGUAUCGCGGAGACCCUCGCGCGGGGUGACCACGCAGAGAGCAGCGACGAGGAUGAGGAGUUCGCUCUCGAUUCCGUGUCUCCUGUAGCCACUUCGUCUGCGCGUCUUCUUGGCGACGCCUACUACCAGGCGCACUACUUACCAGCCCCUGGGCAGUCGCUGCCGUUUGCGCCGUUUGACUUUUUCUGGACUUUCGAGGAGGCCGUGGCCUCUGACGCCAGUGUGAUGUCGCGGCUGUCUGUGCAGCAGAGGGCGCGCGUGGAAGAGCAGAAGAAAAACACACCCGUUGAGUUGCUCCAUCUCCAGUCUUCGGCCUUCCUCAUGCAGCAGGAGGCUGCCAAGGACCGCGACGCGAGCAAGUGCAAGCAGAAAGAAUGUGCAGCGCCCUCAGCUGCGGCGCUCCUUCUGGGAGACGAAGAAAACGAAAAGGAAGAUGAGGACGACGAUGACGAAGAAGACGUCGGGGGCGGCGCCGAGGGCGAGCAGAAGGGCAGCGGCGUGGUCACCAGGGAAGCGCUCGUGGAACGCCAAAAAAGCAAGCGGUCGCGAGGCCGACUGGGCAAGCUCUUCGUUCAGCCGCAGGGCUUCGCCCCCUACAGCGCAGCUCUGCCAUCGAACGCUGCGCAGGCGCCUGCGUCUUGUGCCGACGACGCGGCCGUCGCCCGAGGCAGAGGCGAGAAAGAAGGGACGUCGCGCGCGGAGACCCGGGCGGCCCCGUUGGAGCACGAGGCUAUCGCUCCGCGUGUGUCUGCUUCCUCGGCUUCUUCGUCUCUUCGCGCGCCAUCUUCCUACUUUGAAUACGUUUUAAGCACAGCCGUGCCCGCGGCGCCGUUUGACGCCGCCGUCUCGUCGGUCUACGGGUUGCCCUCGUCGCUUCUCACCUCGCUGCGUCGCGUGCUGGCGUCGCCGCGCUUCGCUUCUCACGCGGGCGACCUUCCCGUCGCCUUUCGCAGUUUCAAGACGCGGAGUCUGUUCCAUUAUCUGUCUUCCUACCUGGACAUCUCGUGUGCCCACCAGACCGACGCCUCGUCGCCGUCGCUGCGGCUGCUUUACUCGUUGCACGCCGUGGCGCACAUCUGGAAGGCGCGCUACCGCGUGUCCGUUCACUCGAACCUGAUCAAGCGCGUCGCGAACAAGUCGCCUGAAGAGCGACGAAAGAUCCUUGCACGCCUGCAGGAGCAGCAGGCGCGCAUGCGGAAACACGGCCUGGAGUCUGCUCAACGCGGCGAAAGCGAGAGCGAGACCGAGAGGGCUGAGAUUGGCAACGAGAACGGCAACGAGACUGCCGCUGGAAGAGGGGCGACCGCUGGCGAGGAGGCUGGCGCGCAGCCAGACGGCGCGGUUACGCCUGAGCAGGCGGAGGCAGUCGAGCGACAAGACGCGACGAAGGAGGAGGCAGAGGCUCUACAGCCGAGUGAGGCGGCAGCGGCAGAGCUCCCGGGGAAUACGGGGAUCGGACUGGGUGGCGAAGCUCUUCUGGAACGCAAGCGGAUGUCCUCAGACGGAAGCGAGGACGCCGCGACCGCGGAGGACGGCAAACGUAGAAAACUGACCUCGAAUGCAGAGCAGCCGGCCGCGGCGCCGGGCGGAGAGACGCGCACGCUGGGCAAUGAAGGCCCCGAGGACUGGCUGGAGGAUCAGGUGCGAGACGGAGGCUAUACGCGCCCGCGGAUCCUCUUUCUUCUUCCCUUCCGCUCUGCAGCGAAGGAGGUCGUCGACAACAUCAUCGCCCUCAUGCCAGGAAUCCAGCAGGUGCUGAAUCGGCGCCGGUACGAAGAGGAGUUUGGGAUCAGCCGAGAAGAAGAGAUCGAGCAAGACAAAAACUUUGCCACAGGCAACAAGCCCGAGGACUUUGUGAGCCUCUUUAGGGGUAACGACAACGAUCGCUUCCGCCUCGGCAUCCGGAUCGCGCAGAAGUCGAUUGUCCUCUACUCGCCGUUCUACGCGUCAGACAUCCUCGUUGCGUCGCCCCUGGGCCUCCGCAUGAUUGUCGGCGUCACGGGCGAAGAGAAGAGAGAGUUUGACUUUCUCUCCUCCCUCGAGCUGGUAGUCGUUGAUCGCGCGGACGUCAUCAGCAUGCAAAACUGGGCCUUCCUGAAGGACUGCUUGGCGGCGAUCAACCUCCCUCCGGUCUCCUACACGUCCUUCGAUAUUCGUCGGCUGCGGCCGUCACUGAUGGCUGGCGUCGGCGCCUCGGACCGCCAGACACUGGUUUUCUCUCACGGGCGAGACGCAAAGAUUCAAGGUCUCUUCAAGCAGUUCUGCUCGAAUCGCAGAGGCGUGCUGCACCUCUUCGACCCUUCGCAGGCGGUUUACGCGGCGUCGGUCCUGCCAUGCGUAGCUUGCGAAGACGCCGAAAAAAAGAGGGCGAAGAAGCACAAGCUCAAGAAGCUUGGAGGCGCCGUAGUGCGCGUCUCGAGGUCAGCGACCAGCUGGGAGAACUGGCUUCGGUGCGAAGAAGAAAACGAGGCGCAGCGCGUGGGCGAAUGUGGACUGGGUGGCGACAAGGACGACACGAGCGGCUGGAAGGAGCCUCGACGAGCGGCUGCGAUGCUGAAGAGCGUUGUCACGAGAGCCGGAAUGACAGGCGCGCAGCAGUUCUUCUGCAAGGUCUCGUGCUCCCAGUUCGCGAAAGCUAGCGGUUGUAUUCUGAAGCACUUCACCACUCGCGUGCUCCCCUCUCUGCAAGGUGAAUUCAACCGGGCGCUUAUCGUUUUGCCGUCCUAUCUCGACUACUGCAGACUGUGGCGGUCUUUGAAGGAUCAGAAUGUGGAAUUCGUUAGCUGCCACGAGUACACGUCGAAUCAAAAUAUAACUCGAGCCCGACAGAGAUUCCAUCGAGGUGAAGUCCCCAUUCUGGUCACCACCGUGCGUUUCCUGUUUUAUCGGCGAUAUCGGCUGCAAGGCGCAGACCGAAUUUUGUUCUUGGGACCGCCGUCUUCGCCAGAGGUGUAUAUUCACCUUCUGCUACACUCGCUUCCUGAUCAGGAAGGCGCGAAAAAACAGGUCGCUUCUGGAAUCGGUGUGUACGGGAAAACACGGGAUUUCGUCGAGGAGGAGGCCGCUCAGUUCAGCAAAUCGGGGGCCGCGAUGUGUUUCUUCACACAGUAUCAUUGCUAUGCCAUGGAGAGGCUGCUCGGAGUGCAGAAGGCGUUUUCCGUGCUUCAGAUCCCUGCCGGCAAGGUCGUGGCGGUCAAGUAG